AUGGCGAGCGAACGUGUAGUUGUCAAAGAAGACUUCACUGCAGUCGAGGCAGUCGAGGUUGAAAAAACAGUUUCAAUUGAGGAAGAGCAGCGCCCCACGAAAGUCGGAGCUGUUCCCGAGACAGUGGUAAUGCUGGUAGCAACAGUCGUUUCUGAGGAAGAGCAAGCAUCCAGAAAGAUGUGCUUGGCUUCUAGAUUGGAACCUGAUGUGACCAUUGUGGUGAGUGGCCAGGAGUUCCUGGAGUACAGUCAGAUGCUUUGUAGCUGGAGUGAUUACUUUGAGAAAGCUCUGACCAGUGGCAUGAAGGAGAGCAAAUCAAAGAGAUUUGAGUUUCCAGACCGGGAUCCCAAAGAAUGGGAAAUGAUUGUUGCAUUAGUGAAACCACUGGCCUCCAUGAAACUUGACAAAAGCAAUGUCUUUACUGCUCUCUCUUGGUUUUCAGAGCUCUGUUCACCUCAAGGGCUGCAGGAAUGUGACUGUGUCCUUUCAUCUUUACUGGAAGCAGUGGUCACUGUGGCCAGUAGCCAUGAGAUGGUUCUGGACAUUCUUGAUGCAAGUCUGAACUUUUGCCUUCCAAGGUCCAAAGAACGAAGUUUUGCUACAGUCAAGAGCAUCCUUGACAAUGCUGAACUAAUGCCAGAAAAGGCAUGGGUUCAGCGGUUCAUCACAGUUGCCCAAGGUCACAAGGACUGUCUUGGUGACAUGUGGAAUGCCCUUGAGACCCACUUGCCCACCUCUUUCUCUGAGAAGCAGAAAACUGCACUCCUUGAAAAUGGUCUUCUACAUGAGUUUGUGUUCUCAAAGCUUGAGACAUGCCACCUCAAUGGGAAUCACCCUGCAAUCUCUGCGGUCAAGGCAGCAGCUGCAGUUGUGAACAAUGCUAGUUCGAGUGCACGGGCAAAGUUGAAGAAGGAACCCGAAUUCAGACCCUGGCGACAUCUGCUCCAUUAG
Seminavis robusta is the source of this 951-nucleotide messenger RNA. The record is from the annotation of a GenBank genome assembly. NCBI's taxonomy places the organism in Eukaryota, Bacillariophyta, Bacillariophyceae, Naviculales, Naviculaceae.